This is a messenger RNA of Cryptomeria japonica (Japanese cedar), 2585 nucleotides long. RefSeq names its product protein PHOSPHATE STARVATION RESPONSE 1. Gene Ontology annotation, molecular function: DNA binding; DNA-binding transcription factor activity. The record is from RefSeq and is a predicted model, not a curated record. Lineage: Eukaryota; Viridiplantae; Streptophyta; Pinopsida; Cupressales; Cupressaceae. Bases 978 to 2075 code for a protein of 365 amino acids. The transcript is spliced from 7 exons.
GUCCAAAUUUACCCGAGAUGAAAGAUAACAGACUCUGUCGUCGAAUCAUUACGAAAUCUCAUUGGAGAAACUUGGAAAUCCACGCAAAGAUUACGUAAUUCAAAGAGAUUGAUCAGUAUCUUCGUCGUCAUCUGAUUUAUAAUAAUGGCAGUACAGCGACCGAUAAACCGAGGAGACCUGCAGAUAAGACACAGAAAUAGGCCUGAAAAAAAAAAAAAGAAAAAAGAAAAAAUUGGAUUGAUAUGGGGAAAAAUGAGGAUAUGGCAGGGGUAAUUCCCAUAACCUGGGGCAGGUGGGACAGUCUUUUCCGGCAUUUGCUGUGAAACAGGGGAACGUUAAAAUCAUGAAAUGGAAGUUGAAACUGAAACAUCCCUCCCUUCCCAUCGAUUUAUAUUUGUCGGGAGCAUACAUGACCGCCACAGCCAGCGAAGGCGGCCGAGAUCCGGUGGGCAGUUGGGAAAUGUUCUGCUUUGUAUGGAAUAUUUGUCAGUUUACUUGAACGAUCUACAAGUGUAACGAAACCCGCUGGUUUGGGAAAUGGUGGGGUAAGAGUGUUGGGCUUAUAUCGAAGGAACCGCGGGACUUUCACAAUAAUCUGUAUGUGUGAUUAAUCAUGAUGACGAAAACUAUGAUCAGCUUUGUCCUUAUUUUGGAGGAUGAUCAGAUUGGAUAGCAAAGCCGUCUUUUGGACAAAUUAUUUUCUUUCUCGUUCUCGAUGAAAACUAUGUUAACAUUUGUCAUUAUGUUGAAGGAGGAUCAGAUUGGGUGGCAGAGCCAUCUUAUAUCCAAAGUAUUUUCCCUCUUUUUGGCUUUCUUUAUACUUGUUCCUUUUCCCACACCGUUGCUGCAGACCAAUUUGGCCUUUCCAUUUUUUGUCAGCGCGAAAUACAAUGCACUUGGGAUUUCACGAGCUUUAGCAAGGUUGAGUAUGCAUGCAAGCAAUCAUGUUGUACUGCUUCUAAAACAGACGCCAAAGUAUGGAUUUUUUGACUUCUAGCAUGAAUCAUCAAAGAGUUGAAGUAAAUGAACAAAGAGGAUCAGGUCAUUCAAGAGUUUCUAGUCCAGACCGUAGUGCUGUUACAUCAUGUGGUCCAGGGUCAGCAAAGCAACGAUUACGUUGGACGGCUGAGCUUCAUGAGCGAUUUGUUGAAGCAGUUACUCAACUUGGAGGUGCUGAUAGAGCCACACCUAAGGGUGUACUUAGGGUUAUGGGCGUUCAAGAUCUCACUAUCUAUCAUGUUAAAAGUCAUUUGCAGAAAUACCGACUUGCAAAAUAUGUACCUGAGUGUCGAGAAGGAGACAAAUAUGAUAAGAGAAAGGCUUCUGAAGUUAUACCAAACAUAGAUGCCACAUCCGGAAUUCAGAUCACAGAAGCUCUUCAAAUGCAAAUGGAAGUGCAGAAGCGUCUUUAUGAACAACUUGAGGUACAAAAGCAUUUAAAGUUGAGGAUCGACGCUCAAGGGAGGUAUCUAGAAAAGAUUAUGGAAGAACAUCAGACGGUUUCCCCCAAGUGUCAAACAGACUCUUCGUCUCCAUCAUCUUUUCAUGACCCCAAUGGAAAUGCAGGAGGAACCAAUGAUUCUAGAAUUGCAAGGCAGGAUGACAGAGAAAAUGAAGUACCUGUUAAUAGGAUGUCACAUCAUAUAUCCCAAAACGAUAGAAAUACUAUUGUGACUUCCUCAAUUGUGGAUAAACAGCAGAAGACUUCAUUGCUAUAUGAAAGGGUACCAUCCCCAAACAACAAAGAGUUUGGGACAGUUCAAAAACGAAUUCGAGUCGAUGAUAAUACAGGGCAACAAACACACGAGAGUAUAAUGUAUCUGAAGCAUUACCAGAGCAUGAUGUCAUGCUCAGGUCCCCAGUUCGAAUUUCCUAUUGAAUUGCAAUCUCAACAGCUAGAAGCACAAGCAUCAGCAACAGAGCCCCAUCCAAGCCUAUUUACACCAACAAUUUUACCACCUCCAAAUUCUCUUCUUGUAUCUGAUGCUGAAUUUUCGAGUGUUUUAAAUAGCAUGGGCAGUAACCAAAAUAUACUCUCAUUGCAACCUGGGUUGUUUCAGCCAUCAUGGAUGUAAACACAUAAUGCCAUAAACAAAAGAAUACCCAUGUAAAUGGAAGGCUUCAAAGUGCUUCUCUCAAGUUAAUCAAAAGGCUUAAUCUAUACCAACAUUAUGAUUUGCAAUAUAGGUGAAAAAAAUUUACUUGUCUGAGUUGAGCAAGACCAUAUUCAUGUAUGCAUUAUCAUCUUCAUGAUCAAUGGAGUUAACAGAACUUUAAUUUCACUUUGGUUCAAUAUGUCAGUCAUACUUAGUAAGACCUCUCUUUUAUGAUUUCAAGCUCAAUUGGGAAGGUAGCCAUGGCGUGUAUUGUAACUAAUGAUAGAUCUACCUUAUUCAAAACAUCUUUAAGGUUGUUACCUGUAGCAAUGCAUGUAACUAAACCAGAGGUAUUUCUUCAUACAGGCAACUUCGGCUAAGAUUUAUUGCCAUUUCUCCAUACCAUUCUGUAAAUGAGAGGAGAGGAAAAAUAUGAUCUAUUGGGUUGGAAACCCCUCCUAAUAUGGGAUCAAAUAAUUCAACUUUGGU